AUGGAACAAGUAUCUCUUCCCUCUAAACACCCAGAUGACAUAGUAACCAAAAGCUUCUCAGCCGAAACACUUAGUUGCCCGAGCUCAGUAUCCUUCCGCACGACGUUCAAGUUCUCUGGAGACCCAGACACAUACGCGCAUUGUGACUGGUUCACUUCCGACGAAUAUUAUCGAGUCGGCACGUCCUGUAUCGGCAGUACGGCUUACUUCACCCAAUGGAUUGAAGAUGGCGUCAGUACCUCUUCUACACUGGUUUGCAACGGCGAUUGCGUGGCCAUCAGGUUGUACGAUAACCCCGACGAUUUGGAGGGUCUUCGAUGGCUGGUCAGCUGCGACGACUCCAUCGGUGUUUCAACCAGUAUCAGCACGUUAUUCUUAGACGAUCCAAUAGACUGGGACACCGCGACCGAAACCGCGACCGAAACCACGACAACUACAAGCGAGUCAUCGACCUCUGAGUCUGUGGGCGAAUCUUCAACGGACAUCGAGAUCAGCUCAUUCACCACAUUUCCGUCAAGUACAUCGGAACCAGAGGAGCCAGAGAGUCCUACCGGUGGAGAGACCAAAGGCAGUGAUGGGCCUAGUGGAGGUGUCAUCGCUGGUGCUGUCGUCGGUUCAAUCGCAGGCGUAUCCCUCAUUGUCGGUGUCGUCAUCUUAGCUUUCAGGAUGGGAAGGAGAAGCCGAGGCGAUGGCGAGAGGCCAGGUGGCGGCAUCAGAGAUUCAUUGAGGUCUGUACCAAUGCCAACUAGGGCCUUCCAAGAACCUGAGCCGAAGCCGCCUGUUCCGGUCAUUCAGCCAGUAUUUGUACAGGAUAGCCAACCGUACCACAAUAAUAGUGAGAGCUAG
Fusarium fujikuroi IMI 58289 is the source of this 846-nucleotide messenger RNA. RefSeq lists its product as uncharacterized. The transcript has 3 exons. NCBI's taxonomy places the organism in Eukaryota, Fungi, Ascomycota, Sordariomycetes, Hypocreales, Nectriaceae. The record is from RefSeq and is a predicted model, not a curated record. Bases 1 to 846 code for a protein of 281 amino acids.